Molecule: messenger RNA, 1025 nt
Organism: Myotis lucifugus (little brown bat)
Lineage: Eukaryota; Metazoa; Chordata; Mammalia; Chiroptera; Vespertilionidae
Product: ral guanine nucleotide dissociation stimulator-like
Exons: 7
Coding region: 360-1025 (221 amino acids)
Biological process (GO): small GTPase-mediated signal transduction
Molecular function (GO): guanyl-nucleotide exchange factor activity
Source: RefSeq, a predicted model, not a curated record
UACAAGCCAGUAAAAGGCGAGAUAUUUACCAAAGGUCAGCCAUUACACAGGAACACAGAUGUGGUGGAAGGUUCCUGACACCUCCUGGCUCAGUACACGCUCUGUCUUUGCAGACCUCUAAGGAGGACAUUAUGGAGGUGGUGACCCAUGGGCCCGGCUACACCACCAACCAGGUCAGGGUGCAGGUGAACCAGGCUGAUGACACCAUCCAGUAUCUGUCUGAGUGUGCAGCUGAGUUCACUCUGAGACUACAUGAGGCCCGCAGGAUGUGAGCCCUGCAGAAAGGCACGUUGGAGAAGGUGGCAGGGUCCCUGGUACCAGCUUUCCCGGCUGGAAACAUCCCCCACAUCUGCACCCUGAUGCCCACCCACCCGUCCUUCUCCAGAGCCCAGUGGUUCCUGGACGAGCUGUUAACUAGGUCCUGUCCACCGUCCAUCAGAUCAGAUGCCAUCAAGGUCUUUUCCACGUCUGGAGGGACACCUCCUCAUAAUGACCGGGGCGACACACCGCAGGAGCAAUUAGCAAAGGCCACCGCCUGUGUGAUGGGAACCUGGCCGGACCGGGUACAAUAUUUGGGCCAGCCCCUCCUUUCUCCCUGGUUCAUCCUGAAGCAGGCCUUGGUGCUGCACAGCCGCCCUGCCCCACACCCGGUGGGCCUCGUCAGAAGUCUUUGGGUGGACCUGGCGCAUCUAGAGCCCACUGAGGCACAGUGGGAAGAACCACCUCCAGAGUUCAAGCUCACUCCAGAGCCAGAGGAAGGGCCUGCUCCUGGGCUAGAGCCUGGUCCAGGUGUGGUAGUGCUGGAGCCAUCUGGACCACCAGCUCUGAUCCGAAUCCCAACAACAGAGCCAGCUCCACGCCCAACAACUGACUACCCCAGGGCUGGGACCCCUAAGCACCUUACAAGGGAGGAGAAGCUUACCAUCCUAACCUUCCCUCCAAGGCUGGUGGCCGAGCAACUGACAGCAAUGGAUGUGGAGCUGUUCAAGAAGGUGCUGCCCCACCAGUGCCUGGGCUUCGUCUGA